GCUGCUGUCUGUCCGUCCGGUGUUUCUUUUAACGUUGGUUGCAUUCUACGAAUCUAUGGAGUGUUUUCAUUAUCAGAUAUCAUUGAAUUUCUAUCUGUAGUAGCAUAAGGCGCCUAGCGCGCCUUCCCGUCACGAUGAACAUGUGUCGGGCUCGAUUGUUAUUCCACUUUGUAGCUCUUAGCCUACUCCCUUUUGCCCGUCCCGACGAGCACAGUCACGUCUAUGAAGAUAACGACGAGGUUGUACUAUGGAUGAGUACAGUCGGACCAUAUCAUAAUCGUCAAGAAACAUAUUCGUAUUACUCGCUACCUUUUUGUAUGGGCACAAAGGAUGUCAUUAACCAUUAUCAUGAAACUUUUUCUGAGGCACUGCAAGGCAUCGAACUCAAAUUCAGCGGCCUUGAGAUUGAAUUCAAGGCUGAUGUUGCAAAACUGGAGUAUUGCCAGAUAAAAUUAAACGAAGAGAGUGAAAAAGCAUUUGUAUAUGCAGUCAAGAAUCAGUAUUGGUAUAAGAUGUACAUGGAUGAUCUUCCAAUUUGGGGGGUUGUGGGAGAGCCAGAAGAAAAUAACGGAGUUGUAUCUUAUUACAUUUGGACCCACAAAAAGUUUGAUAUAGGUUACAAUGGAAAGCAAAUAGUUGAUGUAAAUUUGACUAGUGAAAACAAGGUAAAACUAGUACAAGGUGCAGCCAUUUCUUUUAGUUACGAAGUCAAUUGGAAGAAGAGUAAUGUUAAAUUUGAAGAUAGAUUUGACAAAUAUCUGGAUCCUAACUUUUUCCAACAUAGAAUUCAUUGGUUCAGUAUUUUCAAUAGCUUCAUGAUGGUGAUCUUCCUUGUUGGACUUGUUUCAAUGAUUCUAAUGCGUACUUUAAGGAAAGAUUAUGCUAGAUAUAGUAGGGACGAAGAAAUGGAUGAUAUGGAAAGAGAUUUAGGAGACGAAUAUGGUUGGAAACAGGUUCAUGGCGAUGUAUUCAGACCGGCUAGUCACGCAAUGCUUUUCUCUGCUUUAAUAGGUGCAGGCUAUCAGGUUACAGUUGUUGUUCUUAGCGUUAUCAUUUUCGCUAUUCUCGGAGAGCUUUACACCGAAAGAGGCUCUAUGCUGUCCACAGCAAUUUUUGUGUAUGCUGCCACAUCGCCUAUAAAUGGUUAUGCUGGCGGAGGUUUAUAUGCUCGCAUGGGAGGACGGAUUUGGAUCAAGCAAAUGAUCCUUAGCGCCUUUAUGUUACCUUUGAUCGUCUGUGGCACUGCAUUCUUCAUCAACUUCAUCGCCAUGUAUUACCAUGCUAGCCGUGCAAUACCGUUUGGUUCUAUGGUGGCAGUUACGUGUAUUUGCAUAUUUGUUAUAUUACCUUUAACAUUAGUUGGAACGAUCUUAGGCCGAAAUUUAGCCGGGACUCCGGACGCACCGUGUAGGGUUAAUGCAGUACCUCGACCUAUUCCCGAAAAGAAGUGGUUUAUGGAACCACUGAUUAUUAUAAUGCUUGGUGGCAUUUUGCCGUUUGGUUCGAUAUUCAUCGAAAUGUACUUCAUUUUUACCUCGUUCUGGGCAUACAAAAUCUACUAUGUUUACGGUUUUAUGUUACUAGUAUUCGUUAUUCUAAUGAUAGUAACGGUCUGUGUUACUAUCGUGUGUACAUACUUUUUGCUGAACGCUGAAGACUAUCGAUGGCAGUGGACAAGUUUCUUAGCCGCAGCUUCGACUGCUGGAUAUGUUUACGUAUAUUCCUUCUAUUAUUUCUUCUUCAAGACUAAAAUGUACGGUCUCUUCCAAACGGCAUUUUACUUUGGUUAUAUGGCACUAUUCAGCCUCGCCUUAGGUAUAAUGUGCGGAACUGUCGGUUUCGUGGGCACCAAUGCAUUUGUACGGAAGAUCUACUCCACAGUGAAAAUUGACUAAAGCACAAGUCUAGUGUAUCGUCUACACUAUACCGUGGAUUAAACCCACAAGAGCGUACAGAACGAUGCUACUGCUCUUCGUGAAGUAGGACUCUUCUUCCAUCGAUGCCAUUAAUUAGUUUACUGUUCAAUAAUGACGCGCAAGCGUAUUGUCGCAGAAAAAUUUCUCAACGAGUCUCAACAUUGUAUCUAACAGUAACAACGUGAAUAUGAGAUAUUUUCGUUCAUAUAUUGCGAUUCAUCGAGUGUUUCAUCGAAUGCCGCAAUAUCUUCCCAUAAUUUGUUCGUUGAUCAUUUAGUAGGCAUAUCCGAAGUCGAGUCCUAUGAUAGUUUGAAACGAAACUGUUCGCCAAUUAUUCAGUCACAUAUAUUAUUCGUCCCGUGAGUCACAGUUUCGUGUAAUACGAAACGUUGGUCUGGGCAAUGCAAUUUUAGAAUCAUUACUUAAAGUAACUUGACUAUAUAACGUUGCUCAAUUUCGCUGGAAAUUAUUCAGAAGUCAUUAGUUUUUUUAACGUAUAAUUCGCGCAUAGAAAUAAACC
Molecule: messenger RNA, 2436 nt
Organism: Dufourea novaeangliae
Lineage: Eukaryota; Metazoa; Arthropoda; Insecta; Hymenoptera; Halictidae
Gene: TM9SF3
Product: transmembrane 9 superfamily member 3
Exons: 10
Coding region: 135-1895 (586 amino acids)
Biological process (GO): protein localization to membrane
Cellular component (GO): membrane
Source: RefSeq, a predicted model, not a curated record